CCAGUGAUUCUGGCCAUGAAAGCCUUCGACAACACAUUGCCUCCAUUCUGUCUGCACCUGAUGAAUCAGCAGGAAGGGAAAGCUGCCCGGGUGCCCUUCUUAUUUCUGCCGCUGGGUGUCGCUGCCGGGAAAGGGCCGCAAGGGCGGGGCGCGCUCUGCUGGGCGUUAGGCGGCCGGGCUCUGUGCUGCUUUGCAUUCCCUCCCUCCCUUGCUUCCUUCCUCCAAGCUCACUCCAUGGCCGGCGAAGAAGGAGGCAGCUCGGGCUCGUCCCCCGCCGCCGAGCCCAGUCCCGGAGCCGCGGGGGGCGCGGCGGGGGGAGAAGGCGGCGGCGGAGGCAGCAGCGGCUAUGAUGGCAAGUGCGUCUUCUGCCGGAUCAGCCACGGGGAGGAGGGCGGCACCGAGCUGCUCCCCUGCGAGCAUGAAGACUUGGUGUGCUUUAGAGACAUCAGACCUGGAGCUCCACACCAUUAUUUAGUGGUGCCAAAAAACCACAUAGGAAAUUGCAAAACAUUAAAGAGUGAACAUAUACCAUUAGUGGAAAGAAUGAUGGCAGCUGGAAAGGCUAUCCUUCAACGGAACAAAUUUACUGACUUGAAUGAUAUAAGGAUGGGUUUUCAUUGGCCUCCAUUCUGCUCAAUAGCCCACUUGCAUCUUCAUGUGCUGGCUCCAGCUAGUCAGUUGGGAUUCUUGUCUCGUAUGAUAUACAGAAUCAAUUCCUACUGGUUUAUCACAGCUGAGCAACUGAUGGAACGGCUGACUUCUGAGAGUGCUACAAGUUGAAAAAAGCUUGCCCUAGGAUCAGACAUGUUUGUGAUUAAUGAAUAGUACAGGAUUGGAUAUAAUUGGUGUCAAGGCAAACUUUUUGAAAGCGAGUACUGAAUUUGCUGCUAGACAGUGGUUGAACUCAUUGUUAACUCAAUUCCAUAUACUAAAUUUCUCAGGCAAAUAUUUGAAUGCAAGAACUUAGCACUUUCCAGAGCUUCCAGAUCAAAAAGUGAAAAGUACCUAUUUUCUUUCAAAAGCAGGUAUUAAUACAUCUUGUAAAUAAUGGUAUUAAGGUUUCAUAUCUGAGUCGGGGUGUCUAAAUUACGCAAGGUUUUGUGCCUCUUAUAUUCUUUGGCAUUACAAAGCUGAGGCAGUUGUGAUGUCUUGGUGCUAAAUCCGUUACCACUCAAAUGUAUUUAGCUGUACAACACAGCAAGUGCAGUUAACAACAAACCAUUGUGCCCACAAUAUGACUUAAAUCUGUUCUUCUAAUCUGAGACAUUACAUUGCUUGUCAGUGUAGAUCAGAACUGUUUGUGAAUGUGAACUGUGUAAGUAAAGUUGCUUAUUAAAUGCAUGUACUUAAGACUACAUAUGUGAAUUGAAGUAAAUAGAUAGUUUUGGGGUGGAUAGCCUUUAAAGAUAGAUGAACAGUUUACAAAAUGC
This is a messenger RNA of Anolis carolinensis (green anole), 1430 nucleotides long. It is a transcript of the gene hint3, whose product is annotated as histidine triad nucleotide binding protein 3. Lineage: Eukaryota; Metazoa; Chordata; Lepidosauria; Squamata; Anolidae. The transcript is spliced from 5 exons. Gene Ontology annotation, molecular function: catalytic activity. The coding region runs from base 16 to 780 and encodes 254 amino acids. The record is from RefSeq and is a predicted model, not a curated record.